AUGUACGGAUUACUUCUAGAGGCCAUCGUUGAUUACAUUGUUGAUCAGUAUGGCGAGGAAACGUGGGAACAGAUACGUAAAUCUGCAAAUCUACAAAAUGUGACAUUCGCAACUCACGGAAUAUACAGCGAAAACAUAAUAUCAGCUAUUGCUACCGCAACGGCCGAAACGACGGGGGAGGACGUGGCCGAUCUCAUGGAUUCGUUUGGCGUUAGCUUCGUGGGAUUUGUUGGUCAAUACGGUUAUGACAAGGUACUCAAAGUGUUGGGUCGCAAUAUGCGAGAUUUCUUAAGUGGCCUGGAUAAUUUGCACGAAUACCUCCGCUUUAGUUACCCAAAGUUGAAACCGCCUUCUUUUUUCGUCGAAAACGAAACACAGUCUGGACUUACGUUGCACUACAGAAGUCGGCGAAAAGGAUUUGUGAAUUAUGUACAGGGCCAGAUUCGACAAGUUGGUCGUCUGUUCUACAAUACUAAAAUUACUAUCAAUGUCACCAGUGAAUCUAAGAUAGGCGAUCUGGUACACGUGGUCAUGCGGCUGUCAUUUGACAACACAGCAUACAUAAAAAUGUUUCGGAACAUUGAUCAUAUAACAGAGUCACUUCCCUUGCGUUCUGAUGUAUUCUUUGAACUUUUCCCAUUCCAUAUCGUGUUUAACCGACAACUGAUGAUCAAGAGCAUAGGUGUAAGUCUUACAGCGAUAAUGCCCUUCAUCAAAGGAAGGAUGCUUGAAGAUAUUUUCCAACUUGUGCGUCCAUUGGUUGAACUGACUUGGGAAAGUAUCAUGGCUCACACAAACAAUGUAUUUGAAAUAGCUUCAGAUAACUGCACAGUGAAGCGGAAUGAAGAAAAAAUCAAACGAGGCAAAAACAAAGACGGAGAACACAAACUUCAUUUGAAGGGACAGAUGGUGUUUAUGCCGGAAUGGGACUGUAUUAUCUUCAUGGGCACACCAGUGAUGGAGAACCUGGAAGCCAUGGGCAGAGCAGGUUUGUACAUCAACGAUUUGAGUAUGCAUGAUUCCAGUCGCGACCUUGUUCUAGCGGGAACGCAGCAGUCCGCUGAACUCAAGCUUGCCCUUGACCAGGAGCAACAAAAGAGUAAAAUCUUAGAGGAGAGCAUGCAGAAACUUGACGAGGAGAUGAAAAGAACAGAUUCCCUCCUCUACCAGAUGAUACCCAAACCUGUUGCUGAUCGAUUACGUAGUGGAGAGGAGUCUAUCAGCACGUGCGAGGUGUUUGACUGUCUGACGAUUGUGUUCAGUGAUGUUGUCGGUUUUACCGCCAUAUGCAGCCAGAUUUCUCCGAUGGACGUAGUUUCCAUGCUGAACGCUAUGUAUACGAAGUUUGAUAAUCUCAGUGAGCUACAUAGUGUAUAUAAGGUAGAAACAAUUGGGGAUGCCUACAUGGGGGUAGCAGGAGCGCCGAACGUGACAAAAUACCACGCAGUGAGCAUCUGUAAUAUGGCGCUGGACAUGCUCGUAACAAUGUCAGAUCUCAUAAAUCCAACAUCCGGUGAGAGUAUGAAAAUCCGAGUUGGUAUCCACAGCGGAAUGGCGGUGGCAGGGGUUGUGGGCGUGAAGAUGCCACGCUAUUGUUUGUUCGGGGACACAGUCAACACUGCCUCGAGGAUGGAAACCAAUAGCGAGGCAAACAAGAUACAUAUCAGUGAGACUACAAAAAUCGAGAUCGCCUCUAUGCCGUACAAGGUCGAAGAACGGGGUUCAGUGGAGGUCAAGGGGAAAGGUCGCAUGAAAACCUAUUGGUUAUUGGGAACAACAGGGGAGGUAAUCAUUCCAGCUUCGAACUCGCCUCCUCCCGACACAGGUCGACCAGCAUCUCUGAAAUCACCGUCACACUUACAAAGAGCCUCGUAUUCACCGGUAUCUAUGGAGGACACAAAUAAUAUCAAGUCUGGCAGAUCAACACCUUCCAGGUCCCCUACUCCUGUGAGACGAGCGAACAUAAAGCAAAUUGAGAAAGACACCACAGAAAACAUAACUUCGGCAGUCAAACACCUGGAGGUGAAGGAGGUCGAAAAAGAACAAAAGAAACUCGAAGUCGAGAAAACCAAAGCAAAACUCGAUAACAAAUCUAUUCCUGCUAGCAAAUCCGAAAAUUUGAAAACGGAAGUGACAGAAACACCAAAACAUUCGAAGAAAACAUCUUUGUCACAUGAGAAAUCUAACAAGAAAUCUAAUGAAACUGUUAAGGAGAAAAAAAAAAGUCUUCAGAAAAGUAAUGUUCCAGACGCGACAGUUAAGCAGAACGGUUUAUCAGAAACUAACAAAACAGACCAAAAACAUGUUCUGGAUGUCAAGCAACCGCAACAGAGUUCACAACCAAUCGUUAAGAACGCGAUAGAUGAAAAUACAGAAAAGAAAAGUACCAAUCCGAAUCCAUCUGUUCAGGCACCCGACCCUCUCCGUAACAUUCCACCCCCUGGUCGACCCAAAACACCCCCUAGUACACCUCGUAAGACGAUUGACCUCCUUGCGAUGGAAGCUCAGCUUAAAGAAGACGCUGAGUCAUUGGCUAACAAUGGCUACGUUUCCUUGGAGACAUCCUUACAUAAAGUAUCACAAUCUGAAAAUGACCGAAAUCAAGCAGUACCGACACCUCCAAAGGAGAUAACUUUGUCCAAUAACGCGCCCAAGUAUGUCGAGCCUGACCCCGUAACUGCAGCGAACGAACAGCCUAAAACGAGGCCAUUAGAUCAGAGUCAGACAUGCGUUUUGUUGUGA
This is a messenger RNA of Ylistrum balloti, 2742 nucleotides long. RefSeq names its product soluble guanylate cyclase 88E-like. The coding region runs from base 1 to 2742 and encodes 913 amino acids. The transcript is spliced from 10 exons. Lineage: Eukaryota; Metazoa; Mollusca; Bivalvia; Pectinida; Pectinidae. Gene Ontology annotation, molecular function: guanylate cyclase activity; heme binding; oxygen sensor activity. Gene Ontology annotation, cellular component: guanylate cyclase complex, soluble. Gene Ontology annotation, biological process: response to oxygen levels; cGMP biosynthetic process; nitric oxide-cGMP-mediated signaling. The record is from RefSeq and is a predicted model, not a curated record.